GUCUUACCCUAACCGAGAAAGUGCAAGCUUGCGGGGAGCCAGGAGAGGCUGGGGAAAGGGUGCGAGUUGGCGUCCCGCAGCCAAGGCGCCCAGGAGGCGGUGUUGCUCCACAGUGGGUGAAGGAGGUGACCGAUCUCUGUCGCCCCGUGGCCGCCUGGAGCAAGAGGAGGAGGAUCUGCUGGACGGAGCUGGAGGCUAACCCCCUUUGCAGGCAUCAGCGGCGGCUGCAACGUGGAGCGACCCAGCCGGGUGUAGGCCACAGCGCGGCCGCAGGAGCAGGAUCGUCGCUGCCUGCUCCGGCCUCGGCGGAUCUCCGGGGCGGACAGUACCCCCACCGAGUCCCCAAGAGAGCGGUGCCGGGGCGCAUCUGCCUCCCCGCGGCUCGCCAGGCUCGCCCUCGGCGCGCGCACACGCACGCGCGCGCACAUCCACACGCACACUCAUCCACACACGUGUGGAAGGCAGGGCCGAGCCGCUCGGUCUUUGAACAUCUCAGUUAGAGCCCGGAGCAGCCCAGGCCGCCGCUCUGCGCUCCCUGCGGCCCUGAGCUCCUCCUGCCAUCCCCCGGACCUUCUGGACUCUUCCCUUUUGGCCUAAGGAUCCGAGUUCAGAUCCGCCACUCCGCACCCGAGCCUGACACACUGAACUCCAUUUCUUCCUUUUAAGUUUAUUUCUACUUCAGAGCCACUCACCCCCUCCCUUCUAGGGGAAAAAACAAACCUUUCUUACUCCUUAAAGCCCCCUCCCCUUGAGCAUCGCAUAUUAAUAUCUCCACGUUGGGAACGCGCUGCAUUUUCUUUUUUAAAAGGAAUUCCAGCCAGAGACGUUUUUCUAUUGGGCAUUGACUUUCGAUUGCUUUGCAAAAGUUUCGCAUUAAAAAACAAAACAAAACACAAAACGUUACCUGAUCCGCUCUGAGAAUUAUUGGUUUCUUUUUAUAUUUUUUUUCUUACUUUAAACAACAACAGCAGCAACGUUUCCACCUUUUAAAAAACAUGCACUACUGUGUGCUGAGAACCUUUUUGCUCCUGCAUCUGGUCCCGGUAGCGCUCAGCCUGUCUACCUGCAGCACCCUCGACAUGGACCAGUUUAUGCGCAAGAGGAUCGAGGCCAUCCGCGGGCAGAUUCUGAGCAAGCUGAAGCUCACCAGCCCCCCGGAAGACUAUCCUGAGCCGGACGAGGUCCCCCCGGAGGUGAUUUCCAUAUACAACAGUACCAGGGACUUACUGCAGGAAAAGGCAAGCCGGAGGGCAGCCGCCUGCGAGCGCGAGCGGAGCGACGAAGAGUACUACGCCAAGGAGGUUUAUAAAAUCGACAUGCCUUCCCACUUCCCUUCCGAAAAUGCCAUCCCGCCCACUUUCUACAGACCCUACUUCAGAAUUGUCCGCUUUGAUGUCUCGACAAUGGAGAAGAAUGCUUCUAAUCUGGUGAAGGCAGAAUUCAGGGUCUUUCGUUUGCAGAACCCCAAAGCCCGAGUGGCUGAACAACGCAUCGAACUGUAUCAGAUCCUCAAAUCCAAAGACUUAACGUCUCCAACCCAGCGCUACAUCGACAGCAAGGUUGUAAAAACGAGAGCAGAAGGCGAGUGGCUCUCCUUCGACGUGACCGAUGCCGUGCAUGAGUGGCUUCACCAUAAAGACAGGAACCUGGGAUUUAAGAUCAGUUUACACUGCCCCUGCUGUACCUUUGUACCAUCUAAUAAUUACAUUAUCCCGAAUAAAAGUGAAGAGCUCGAAGCGAGAUUUGCAGGUAUUGAUGGCACCUCCACAUAUACCAGUGGUGAUCAGAAAACUAUAAAGUCCACUAGGAAAAAAAACAGUGGGAAGACCCCACAUCUCCUGCUAAUGUUGUUGCCCUCCUACAGACUGGAGUCACAACAGUCCACCCGGCGGAAGAAGCGUGCUCUGGAUGCCGCCUAUUGCUUUAGAAAUGUGCAGGAUAAUUGCUGCCUUCGCCCUCUUUACAUUGAUUUCAAGCGGGAUCUUGGGUGGAAAUGGAUCCAUGAGCCCAAAGGGUACAAUGCCAACUUCUGUGCUGGGGCAUGCCCAUAUCUAUGGAGCUCAGACACUCAGCAUACCAAGGUCCUCAGUUUGUACAAUACCAUAAAUCCUGAAGCUUCUGCUUCCCCUUGCUGUGUGUCCCAAGAUCUGGAGCCACUGACCAUCCUCUACUAUAUUGGCAACACACCCAAGAUCGAACAACUUUCCAACAUGAUUGUCAAGUCUUGUAAGUGCAGCUAAGAUCCUCAGAAAAGCCACGACACGAAAAUCACGGUGACAAUGACACAUGACAACCACAAUGACGAUGAUGAUGUCUGUGACACGAGGGAGUUUGGAUUCAUCACUGUUUAAAAAUAAAAGUUGGAGAAAAAGCGGUACUAGUUCAAACAUUUUGCAAGCUUGUGUUCUGUUUGUUAAAACUGGCAUCUGAGAUUACAGCAACAACAAAAAACCAUGGAAGGCUUCAGUCUGCAUUUCACCUACUUCGUGAGAGACACAAAAAGAAAACAUCUUUUUUUUAAAGAAAAAAAUAAACACUGGAAGAAUUUGUUAGUAUUAAUUAUGUGAAAGAAAAACAAAACAAAACAGGAAAAUCCGUUUAGUGGAGUUGUACGUAUUGUUUCCACCCCACAUUUCUCCCCGAGCUUCUCCUGGUUCCUCUGUAUCGCUCUGCAUUGGGCACUUCCCUGUCCCUUCCUCUGAGCUAACAGUGGCUUAUUUAUUGUGUUACUAUAUAAUGAACCUUUCAUUAAUUGCCCUUGGAAAACAAAACAGGUGUAUAAAGUGGAGACCAAAUGCUUCGCCACAGACUCAUGGACGGCUUCGAGAAUCUGAACUCAAACCAGCUGGAAACACAGGAGGUCAGGCCGGGAUGGGACCCCCGUGAGUCCUUCUAUGACCGAGCAAGUCUGCAAAAGUAUAGACGCCCCCAGAACACGUGCUGUGUGCCAACUGCUAUGGAAGCUUCACGGGUGGCCAUACACUGAGAAGGCCUGUUAACAAAAAGACUUUGGAGUCAGUGGGAAUCUGGAAGAUUUUUUUCUUAAAUCUCUUUUCAUUGUAAAUGAUUCUUUGCCAGUUUAAGCAAGCCAGUGAAAUGUUGACCUGUAUUGACGUGUAUUGUCAGACUUUGGACCGUGAAGUGGCUGUAGAGCUCCGAUACAGGUUUUUUCCUUUGUCUUGGUAUAUGUAAUCACACUGAUACUAUUAAAAUAGAUGGGUCUAGAAGCCAGCAUAAUUGAAAACACAUCUGCAGAUCUGUUUUACAAACUAUUAAAUCAAAACAUUAACUACUUUAUAUGUAAUAAUGUAGAUCCUUACCAUAUUUUUGAUAUUCUGUAAUAAUGAUUGUGAUUUAGAUUGAACUUAAAUUUGAACUUUUUUUUUAAUGAUCAUUCAGAUUGUAUGUUUGUUUCCUUUAGCUGGCCAGUACUUUCGAAUAAAACCCCUAGAUUUUGGCUCGCAGUACAAAUUCAUUGUUUUAAAUAUUAUCUUCUCUGCUUGGCUUUUAUGUAUUGUCCAUUUAAUGGCAUAAGAUACCUGGGUCCAUUUUUCCCCCUUUCCUUUUCUUUUCCAAAAGACAUAAAACAAAAACAAACAAAGAGAACCAAAAAGAUAUGUUUAAGUUCUAUAUUUUCCCUCCAUCUUUUCUGGGUCAGUACUAAGUAGACCAGAUGAUGAAGUUUCUCCUGGGAAGACAGAGGUGUGUGAACACAGAUGUUGUUUUAGAGAGUGUUUAAGAAUCUGAACUCCGAAUCUCGGUGACUGGGCUAGGAAAAAAAUUCUGUAGCUUCCUUUAAUUCAUAUAUUUGUGGAAUCUUAUUACUGUUAAAAAGUGGACAGCUGAAAAGCAAGGGCACCCCUUUCUUUAGUCAGCCUUCGGUUUCAGGGUGAGAAUUGAGAGAUGCCCAUGUUGAGUUUUCCAAAGGGGAAAGGCCCAGGUCACAUUCAUCAUUUCAUUAACUUCCCCGACGUUCAGCUUUGGAAAGAAAUUACUUGAAAGAGCACAAACUAAAUUCCCCCUUGCCAAAAAUCUUCCUCCUUUCACCUGAGUGAGAAUGAUCUGGAGCUGAGGUUGGCUGUGGCUUGAGGAGCUAGGCUGUCCUCUCUUGCAGAGCCAGGGCCUGACACUGGGCUUUGCAGGGCAUCCUAGUUACGUACUUAACUUCAAAAUACAAACUAGUCCACAAAACCACGGAUUAUUUAUGGUCUGACCCGAAGGGCAACAUGGUGAGGUGUGAAUACAAAGAGAAUUUCUUUGAUAUGACAUACUUUUGGGGAGAACUUUCCUCUCUAUUCAUUAAGAUGAAGAACGGGAUUCGCAAGCCGGAAGACAGACAGAGCAAACGCUGGUGAACGGCCGAUAUGUCGGGUGCAGCACAAGCCCAGUUCUGCCUGUGUGUGCUCCUUUUUCUUCCCCCUCCACUUUUCUGUUGUUUCUAUAUAAGUCCCCUAGUUCUGCAAAUAUUUUCCUCUCAGAUAAAAUGAUGUUUUUAUUCUGUAUGAGUUUGUCUCUCCUUGAAUGCACUGACUGCUUUUUUCUUUUUUUAAGAUUUCUUGAAUCUUUUUCUCUCAUUUUUUUUAAAAGUCUGUGGAGUCUACAGGUCUUUAUUUCUCAUUAGUGAAUAUUGCCAUGGGAAGGGUGGUAGGAGGGGGUGCAUUAGCAUAUGGGAGGGGCAGCAGGUUGUAAGUGUUAAGCAACAGUACAAUUUUACGGCUGGCAUGGUUUUUAAAGAAUGGACUAUAAGAAUAGCUGUUCUGUGUUUUGAUGACCAACUAUGCUGUAUUUUAACACAAUGUAUGUCUGGUUUUUGUGGUGCUCCUAGUGGUAAAUAAAUUAUUUCAGUUGUA
Messenger RNA from Alexandromys fortis (reed vole), 4850 nucleotides. It is a transcript of the gene Tgfb2, whose product is annotated as transforming growth factor beta 2. Gene Ontology annotation, biological process: transforming growth factor beta receptor signaling pathway; regulation of cell population proliferation. The transcript is spliced from 7 exons. Gene Ontology annotation, molecular function: growth factor activity; transforming growth factor beta receptor binding; cytokine activity. NCBI's taxonomy places the organism in Eukaryota, Metazoa, Chordata, Mammalia, Rodentia, Cricetidae. The record is from RefSeq and is a predicted model, not a curated record. Gene Ontology annotation, cellular component: extracellular region. The coding region runs from base 996 to 2240 and encodes 414 amino acids.